CGCGUGUCAAGAACAUGGUGGAAGUGAGGUUUUGACAAAAUUACGACAAAAAAUAAUAAUUUACUCCAUCAUAAUAUAUAAUAAUGCUUUCCUUGAGGUUAUCGGGGAUAAAAUGUCAGCAAUUACUCGCUAGAGCAGCUCAAAGCACUAGGACUAUAGUGUCAAUAUCUCACCAAAGAAAUAUCAACAGAACUGGAAUAAGAGUUCUCUCAACUCCUAGAUUAUUAGUAAGAUGUUACGCUGCUGAACCUUCAAAAAAAACCUUURCAAGARAUAAACCACAUGUUAACAUUGGAACRAUUGGACAUGUUGACCAUGGGAAAACUACACUAACUGCAGCCAUAACAAAAAUUUUGGCUGAGAAGGGAUCAGCAAACUUCAAAUCAUAUGGAGAUAUUGAUAAUGCCCCGGAGGAAAGAGCACGUGGAAUAACCAUCAAUACUGCGCAUGUYGAGUAUGAGACUGAUAAACGUCAUUAUGGACAUGUAGAUUGCCCUGGACAUGCUGACUAUAUCAAGAACAUGAUCACAGGAGCAGCGCAAAUGGAUGGAGCUAUUUUGGUAGUUGCUGGAACUGAUGGUCAAAUGCCUCAAACCAGGGAACACUUAUUACUAGCAAACCAGGUUGGGGUUAAAAAUAUUGUCGUUUUUGUUAACAAAGCUGAUGUAAUUGAUGAUCCAGAGCUAUUAGAAUUGGUUGAAGUUGAAAUGCGUGAGGUUUUAACUGAGUACAAUUAUGAUGGUGACAAUACUCCUAUAAUCAUUGGAUCAGCUCUCUGUGCUCUAGAAGAAAAAARCCCUGACAUGGGAAUCAAUGCAAUAAUGAAACUCCUUGAUGCCAUUGAUACCCACAUCCCAACCCCUGACAGACAACUUGACAAGCCAUUUCUGCUUCCCAUUGAAGACGUUUUCUCAAUUUCUGGACGAGGAACUGUAGUAACUGGAAGAAUUGAACGAGGUGUUGUAAAGACAGGUGAUCAGGUGGAGAUUGUUGGACACAAAUCCAAGAUAAAGACAACAGUUACAGGUAUUGAGAUGUUUCACAAACUUCUUGAUCRAGGAGAGGCAGGUGAUAAYCUAGGAGCUUUAAUUCGCGGUGUUAAAAGAGAAGAUGUUCGUCGUGGAACAGUCCUUUGCGCUCCUGGUUCAGUCAGUUCUCAUACUAAAUUUACUGCUCAAGUGUAUAUACUGAAGAAAGAAGAAGGUGGUCGUCACACUCCUUUCGUUACUAACUACUCCCCUCAGAUGUUUCUCCGUACUGGUGAUGUACCUGCCACCAUCACCCUCCCCGAGGGGAGUGAAUUUGUUAUGCCUGGCGAUAAUGCCCAGUUGACCAUCAAGUUGAUGUUUGACAUGCCGUUAGAGACCGGGCUUCGAUUCACGCUAAGAGAGGGAGGCAGGACGGUGGGGACUGGUAUAGUAACUGAAAUCUUAGAAUGAAAACUUUAUGACGGAUCUCACUUGAUCUAAAGGCACUUUGUGAUAAAGCUGUAAAACUUCGACAAAGCUGAGGAUUUCAAYUUUAAUUUGCAGUAAAUUUCGUGAAUAUUUCGUGAAUAUAAUAAAUUUUGACUUUUACCUAAACAA
Exaiptasia diaphana is the source of this 1586-nucleotide messenger RNA. RefSeq names its product elongation factor Tu. The record is from RefSeq and is a predicted model, not a curated record. The coding region runs from base 84 to 1439 and encodes 451 amino acids. Gene Ontology annotation, biological process: mitochondrial translational elongation. Gene Ontology annotation, molecular function: GTP binding; translation elongation factor activity; GTPase activity. Gene Ontology annotation, cellular component: mitochondrion. NCBI's taxonomy places the organism in Eukaryota, Metazoa, Cnidaria, Anthozoa, Actiniaria, Aiptasiidae. The transcript is spliced from 10 exons.